UCGUACUUCGUAGAUAGGCGGCACAAAGGAGGGACCGUAGCCAAACCCUGAACUCCUGAAGUGAUUUCUAUUGCUUUAGGGCAAUUUUUUUUAUUUUUUUUUUCUGGUUUAUCUUCUAUUCUUCUUCCUUAAAUUUUUUGUUAAUUCAGGUUGCUCAGUUUGAAUUUAAGCUUUCAAUACAGUUUUUGGAUUUCUGAAUUGUAGAGACUCUCAAUGUCUCGAAGAAACCGCGGACCGCCUCUUCCGAUGAAAGGUGGUCGUCACACUGGUUUACCAGCUGUGGAUGAAAUUCCUUACGACAGAAUUCCGCCUCAUCCUGCUCUUCUUGAAGAACUGCGUGAAACCCAGUUCGGAAUUGGCGGCAAUAGAGGGUUUCCGCCUCACUCUGCGAUGAUCGGGGAGCACCUAGCACUGCAAAAUCAAGAUAUUCACAAUUUGUUGGAAGAUAAUCAGCGUCUGGCCACAACCCAUGUAGCAUUGAAGCAGGAAUUGGAGAUCACCCAUCACAAGUUGCAACAGAUGGCGCACUUUGCUGACUCUUUGCGGGCGGAAACGGAUGCCCAGAUGAGGGAGUUGUAUGAUAAAUCUGUUCUGUUGGAAAUGGAUGUUAGAGGGGUCGAGUCUAUGCGAAGUGAGCUUGCUCAUGUUAAUGCUGAUAUUAAGGAACUUACCGAAGGAAGGCAGGAACUCACUGGUAGAGUGCAAAUGAUGAACCAAGACUUGGCCAGAGUUACAGCAGAUUUGCAGCAGGUGCCGGCUUUGAAGUCGGAGAUUGAGAACAUGAAACUGGAACUGCAGCGUGCAAGUGCUGCUAUUGAGUACGAGAAGAAAGAGUACGCUGAUAAUUAUCAACAUGGUCGGGUGAUGGAGGAGAAACUGAUAUCAAUGGCUCGGGAAUUAGAGAAGCUUCGAGCUGCAGCAGCUGUUGUGAAUCCUGGAAUGGAGCAAAAAAAGUAGGAUAAAAAUGGCAGUAAAAUGUUUAGAAGCUUCCAAUUUUUAAUAGAUAGCUGCCAAACGGAAAAAGAAAGGGAAGGAAACAUGGGCGGAUUAGAAGAUUUGUAACUAUAGCGUCCUUUUCUGUCGUCGUAAAUGGUGCUGCUUCAGAAUUCUUUCGGUCUACUAAGGGAUUUAGAGAGGGAGACCCUCUCUGUCCUUUCAUCUUCAUUUCAGAAUGGACUUAAUAAGUUGGUGAUUGAUGGGGCAGCGGAACAUGGUUCAUUGGUGGUGCCAGAAUUGGAGAUGGAAGAUAUCAAGUGACUAUUUCGAGCAUGCUUUAUGCACAUGAUACUUUGAGUUCAAGGCAAAUAUGGAUCAAAUUCAUAAUCUCCGUGCCAUCUAUGAUUUGACAGAUGCCCUUGGUUGUCGAAUUGAUACGUGGCCUAGGCAAUACCUGGAAGUUCCUCUUGGAGGUAAAUUGAAUGAUAUAUUGAUCUGUAAUCCAGUAGUACAGAGGUUGUUUAAAAAGGCUAGGUGGUUGGAGAAAAAAAAGGGCAUCUAGUGAAGGCGAGAAGAUGGGCUCUGACAAAGAGUACUUUCAGAAGGGAUUUGAUUUUUAUGGGGAGACAAAGAAGGAAGUAGAAAGAUUCAUUUAAUCAACUGGCACUUAAUCAAACGUCCAAAAAAAGCGUAGUGGUAUAGAGAUCACUUCUCUCAAAAGAAUUCAAUGGGACUCUUCUAGCUAAGUGGAUGUGGAAAUUUUGUCAAAACACUGAUCAUUUUUGGAGAAUAAUGAUAGUCGCCAAGUAUGGCUCUAAUAGGAAGGAAUGCAUAACUAAACAGAGUAGACAAUCUCAUGACUGUGGCUUGUUGAAGCAUACCAAAAAAAGAUGGGAUAAUUGUUGCAAGUUCUGCAGUUUAUGGGUGGGCAAUGGUAGGAAGGUGAAAUUCUGGUAUGAUGUAUGGGUAGGCAGCUGUUCUCUCAAAGAUUGAUUUCCAGCAUUUAUAAUCUGGCAAGAGAUAAUGAAGCUUAUAAUACUGACUACCUUGCAGCCUCUGUUAGUGCCAACUCUUGGAAUAUUAACUUCUCAGGGAGUGCUCAAGACCGGGAGAUGGACAUGUUCUAUAAGUUUUGGCGGCUGAUCUACAAUGAAAAACGUUAUUUCAGACCAUGAAGAUAAGAUCUGCUUGGCUCUUACUAAAGACCACAAGUUUUCAGUAAGAUCUUUUUACAAUGAUACUAUUAACGUGAAUU
Tripterygium wilfordii is the source of this 2191-nucleotide messenger RNA. Its product is annotated as protein FLX-like 1. The transcript is spliced from 3 exons. The coding region runs from base 214 to 957 and encodes 247 amino acids. The record is from RefSeq and is a predicted model, not a curated record. Lineage: Eukaryota; Viridiplantae; Streptophyta; Magnoliopsida; Celastrales; Celastraceae.